Messenger RNA from Coniosporium apollinis CBS 100218, 1263 nucleotides. RefSeq lists its product as uncharacterized. The record is from RefSeq and is a predicted model, not a curated record. Bases 1 to 1263 code for a protein of 420 amino acids. Gene Ontology annotation, molecular function: chromatin binding. The transcript has a single exon. Lineage: Eukaryota; Fungi; Ascomycota; Dothideomycetes.
AUGGCUCCAUCAGCGAAAAAACCACGGCUAUCAUCCGCCUCACAACGACAUGCUCCCGCGGCCGCCCCCUCACCGCAAUCGAGCAGCCUGUUCAGCCCGGGCGUGAACGGUACAACUCACACACCGGCCACAACCCACCCACCAGCAACAGCAGAAACACCGCCCCAAAAGACCAUUGACUGGGAUACUGUCGGGCCAGACUUCGAGUUCAAGAUAAAAGCAUACGCGCCCUCCAAAACCAAGAAGCGCAAGCGCGGCCGCAACGCCACGACCCCCCAGCCCAGCAAGGCACACUUCACGGACGCCCUCAGCGUCGUCUACUCCAUCACCCCCGCCACCCAUUGGGAAUCCACCUCCAAGUUCCGCAAAUUCACCAUUGCGAACGAGUCUUUCCAGCUGGGCGACGUCGUAUACAUUCACAACGACUCAGCGCUCGGACAGCCGUGGCUGGCCAAGGUGCUCGAGGUGCGCGCGGGAGAUGAACAACACGUCUACCUGCGCGUCUUCUGGCUAUAUCGCCCCGAGGAGCUGCCGAACGGCGGGCGGCGCCCCUACCACGGCCGCAACGAGCUCAUCGCCUCGAACGACAUGCAGAUCGUCGACGCCAUGACGGUCGAUGGCCAGGUGGAGGUCAGACACUGGGACGAGGCGGACGAGCAGGAGGAGCUGUUCCCAGCCGACCAGCUGUUCUGGCGCCAGACGUGGGAUGCGCAGCGGGGUGUCCUCAGCGCCCCGCGCGAACACUGUGUGUGCCGCAGGCCGUUUAAUCCGGACAGGUUGCUGAUCGCGUGCGGGAGCUGCAAACUGUGGAUGCAUGCCGAGUGCAUCGUCGCGGAUGCGGUGCAGCGCGCGCACGAGAGGGAGGGACUGCCGGCGCCGCUCAUUGACAAAGAUGCGUUUGCGGAUGCUGGCGUGGUUGUCGAUGCUGCUGCCGUUACCAGCUCGAGCGUCCUCAACGGCGCGGGGAGCUCUCCCCUGCAGGCCUCUCCCCAGAAGAAGCGAGGACGGCCCAGGAAAAGCAGCGGCGUUAGCAAGGACGCGGCGCCGAUCCCUCCGGCCUUCACGGCAGAGCUGGUGACGAAGACCCCGGACACUAGCCAGGAGGACGGCGGUAAGAGGGGGAUUCUGGGCGGCCUGCUUAACAACAAGGCGGGUACAGAGAAGAGGACCAAGAUUGUAAUUACGGAUAUAAGAAAAGGAGGAGGUGGUGCCUCGUAUGAAGAACCGGUCAGGUGUCUUGCCUGUGGAGAGGAGGUUGUCUGA